AUGGAUACAUUUAAACCUGCAUUCAUAGUCACACUUAUUUAUGGUUUAUUCAGUGUUGUUUUAUACACUCUUAUUGUUUUUAUCAUCAUAAGAAAUAAAAACAAGAAUCUGAACAGCUCAUUUUUCACAAUUUUUGUGAUUGGAUAUUUUAUAGUAAGUUCUAAGUUUGAAAAUUUUUUAGAUAUAAUAAUAAAAAAUAAAUAUUUUCAGAAUCUGACAUGUUUUUUCAAUUCUUAUGUAACUCUUCGUCUUCCACAAAACACUUGCAAAGACUGUAAAUUAUCAUUUCUUUUCUCAACUGGAAAAGAAUCUACAUUUCCAUUAGGCAUUUUUUAUGCAAUUUCGAUAAAUAUGGCAUUUAUCCAAUCUUCAAUGACAUUAUUGAUAUCAAUCAAUCGAUAUACAACUUUCUUAAUGGUUUUAGAUAAAGACAAGGUAGGUUUUAAUAUAGUAUUGAAACCAUUUGAUAUUUAAUUUUAAUUAGAUAUGGAAUCACAAAAUUAUUCCAUGUGUUACAUUAAUUAUUAUUUUAUGGCCACUUUAUGUUACUUAUCCAGUUAUUUUCAAUCCAACUUAUUACAUGUAUUAUGAAUCGAUUACAGGCUAUCGCACUAAAACAGAAGCUGAAUUAACGAAAAUGUUAGAAAUUUUGAAUAUAUUUAUGAUUACAGUAGCAGUUCUCUCAGCCAUUUUCAAUACUUUAUCGUGGAGAGGUUUGAGACAAAUGCAAAAUGUGAUCAAGAAAAGUGAAAAAGCUUUGAUUUACACAACAUUUAUUGCAUUUGCUAUUCAAGUUAUUGCAAUUGUUGAUACGGUAUUCAUCAUUUCUUAGUAGAAAUUUUUGGAAUAAAUCUAAUUUCUUUCAGCUUAUUAUUCAAAAAGUUUCUUCAACUGGUCCAAAUGCAAAUAUUUUAAGUAUUGCCCAAUUCUUUCAAACAUAUGUUAGUGAUUUAUUGACUUUCAAUCAGCCAUACGUUAUUAUAUUUUGUAGCUCUGUUGUAAGUUGAGAUGAACUUUGACCAAACUAAUAGAUAUUUCAGGUUCGAAAAGAACUACGAGAGCUUUUCCUAAAUCGAAUUGAUCCAAUUUUGGUGGUGAAUACGUUGAAAAGUCAAGGAAAUACAGCAACUUUGGCAUGA
This is a messenger RNA of Caenorhabditis angaria, 1139 nucleotides long. The record is from the annotation of a GenBank genome assembly. Lineage: Eukaryota; Metazoa; Nematoda; Chromadorea; Rhabditida; Rhabditidae.